CCUAGGUUUCAGGGUUGAACAAAGAUUUUGUUAUUUGUUGUUGUGCAUUGGAAUGGAAGAUCAUCAGGGGCAGCAUGAGGCAAGGCAAGGCCCCGAGAAGAGUGAAGCGGUUCGGUCAAGGUGGACUCCCAAACCGGAACAAAUCCUCAUCCUCGAAUCCAUCUUCAACAGUGGCAUGGUUAACCCUCCAAAGGACGAAACCGUCAGAAUAAGAAAGCUUCUUGAGAAAUUUGGCACCGUUGGUGAUGCCAAUGUCUUCUACUGGUUCCAGAACCGCCGCUCCAGAUCUCGCCGCCGCCAGCGACAGAUGAUGCAGCAAGCUGCUGCUGCUGUCACCACCGUCGUCGACCAGCCUCAGCCUGAGCCUCAGCUCCAUGCUCAGGCUCAGGCUCAGGCUCAGGCUCAGGCUCAGGCUCAGGCUCAGGCUCAGGCUCAGGCUGAGGCUGAGGCUCUGAUCGGUGGUGCAAUUCCACAUGAUCACACUCAGACUCAGCUCAACCUUGUUGCAACUCAAAGUGCUAGUUCAACCUUGGGGUUUGGUUCUUCUCCUUCUUAUGAUCUCCUUGGUUCCUCUUCUUCACAAGGCAUCGAGGGUUUCUUUUCAGUUUCUUCUCCUCAUAUGCCUUUCCCUGACAUAAUUGACCACACUUCACCUGCUUCAUCACUCUUGUACCCUCCUCUUGAUCCAAAUUUGAGCUACCAGCCUGGAUACGGGAGCACUAAUAUUUCAGGAUUCAUCACAGUGUUCAUCAAUGGGAUUGCAACUGAACUUCCAAAGGGACCAAUAGACUUCAAAUCAGUGUUUGGAAAUGAUGUAAUGUUAGUUCAUUCCUCUGGAAUUCCAGUUCCCAUAAAUGAAUUUGGGUUCUUGAUGCAGUCACUGCAGCAUGGCGAAAGCUACUUUCUGGUAUCAAAGCAAACACAAGUAUGAACACAUCAGCCUGUAGCAGCAAUGGAAGCUUCCUUUUCAUGUUUAUCAGAUUGCCUUUAAUUGUCUGCUCCUCUUGUGUUCUUUUAACUUUUAAUUACUAAUUUCGUAUAUCUCUCGAAUAAUAGACAUAAUCUAUUGUGUGAUUAUAGAAGUCAAUAUCCAUAUAUGUACCUUA
Molecule: messenger RNA, 1106 nt
Organism: Cajanus cajan (pigeon pea)
Lineage: Eukaryota; Viridiplantae; Streptophyta; Magnoliopsida; Fabales; Fabaceae
Product: WUSCHEL-related homeobox 11
Biological process (GO): adventitious root development
Molecular function (GO): DNA-binding transcription factor activity; DNA binding
Source: RefSeq, a predicted model, not a curated record